Messenger RNA from Pestalotiopsis fici W106-1, 1893 nucleotides. RefSeq lists its product as uncharacterized. NCBI's taxonomy places the organism in Eukaryota, Fungi, Ascomycota, Sordariomycetes, Amphisphaeriales, Sporocadaceae. Bases 1 to 1893 code for a protein of 630 amino acids. The transcript has a single exon. The record is from RefSeq and is a predicted model, not a curated record.
AUGACUGACGAUCACCUGGAACCCUUUGAUGCAAUCUCAUGGUGCUGGGGUGAGGCGAGCGCCGUCAACCAGAAGAACAUCACCGUUGGAAAAUACACCCUGUCUGUUCCUGCAAAUGCUUACGAGGUCCUGGUCGAACUCUGCGUAGCUCAAAAGAGGAAGAGGAUUUGGAUCGAUGCUGUUUGCAUGAAUCAAAAUGACAUCCAUGAAAAAAGCCAGCAGGUUGCCAUGAUGGACACCAUCUACCAAAGAGCAACCAUGACGCUAGUCUGGCUGGGCAAGGACAAGGGGACGGCUAGAAGGGCAAAGGAAAUGAUUAGAAGAAUUGCUGAUUGGCGUCAGGUAAAACUCCCAUUCAUCUCUGGUACUGAUGAAGAAGAGUACGGUCUCUUUGCCGACGAGCGCCAGACGGAUGCGUUCCCGCUUAACAUUGACUGGGAUGCGCUUACUUCCCUUUUCUCGGCAGUUUGGUUCACCAGAAUCUGGAUCAUCCAGGAGGUUGUUUUAUCAAAACAUUGCCAUUUAUUCAUGGGAAAGACUGAGAUAUGCUGGAAACAGCUCGCUCAGGUCAUGUGGUACAUCUCGAACAAUAUCGAGAGAACAAAGCUGGGAGAGCGCGGCAAAUCAGGCGUGUGGAAUGCCGUUAUCAUUGGGAGGACGCAAAAGAGGAGGCUGGGACCCUUGGAAUUGCUCGAAUCAAGUCCCGAUUUUGGGGCCACAAAUCCAAAGGACAGGAUAUUCGCAUUGUAUGGCCUCUUGAAGACAGACACGCGAACUGCACUCCACACGGCUUUUUAUCCUAAUUAUGAUGCAAAGCUUGUGGACAUAUAUACAAAGGCCACCCGGGCUACCCUCAAUUUUUCGCACGGAGCUCGGCUGCUCCUGCAUGCCCAGUGUCUCGUGCAAAGGCCUGGCUGCGAAUACUACGACAUAGACUUCCCUUCCUGGGUCCCAAGGUAUCAUUUCAUCGACGACAGACAACGGGGCUCGUACCGGCCAUUAUGGUUCACACAACACAGCGUAGCCCAAGCGCACGCUCAAAUAAUCAAGAUCGAUAGGGACACACCUAGCAACAUCCUGCGCAUUGCUGGAGCAGUCAUGGACACAGUAUCUACAGUCUUUGAGCCGCUAUCGCCGUUGCUUUCUCACCAAGGCCAAAGUCCGCAUGAUUCGUGCGGCAGGGUUGGUUGUAGUGACCCGUUGUGCGUAGAGCAUAGGGAAGCAAUUUUUGGAUCUUUACGCCAGCUGUGGCAUGCGGCAAUUGCGGCAAAUCCAAAGCUGCCCCUAUCGGAGCUUGCAACCAUGCUGAGGACGACCUUGGUUGGGAAGCCCGACGAGGAAAGCUGUGAGUCAGGCUGCGAUUGUUAUUUGAAUUUUCAGUCUGAAUUCAAAGAGCUGGUGACCAAAGUCUGGCCGACUGAGCACAAUGCUCCUGUUGAGGCUGAGGCCGUGGAGAUAGAAGCGCAGGUCGACCCCGAUGACUCGGACCUAGACGACGAAUAUUCCGACGACGACGACGACGACGAAGAGGAUACCAAAUUGGAUCAAGUAGAUACGGGUAAAAAUGAUUCUCUUGGUCACUUGUGGCACAGAAUUAUUGGGCGACAUGCCAACAGGAGGUUCUUCCUUGCUGGUAGCGGCCGAACGGGCAUUGCCGCCCCCCAAACUCAAGUCGGCGACAAGAUCUGCUUGGUACCGGGACUGGAGGUUCCCUUGAUACUUCGACAGGUGGGAAGCGAUUGGGUCUUGAUCGGUGAUGCAUACUUGAGCGGAACAUUGAAUGUAUGGUAUCGUCUCCUUCAUCAUAUGAUCGAAAAGUUGGCUAAUCCUGCGCAGGGCAAGCACAUCGACAGCUUAAGCGCUGAGGAGGAACAAUGGUUUAACUUGAGAUAG